GGUGGGGGGAUUGAUAUCGCAGAGAGAACAAAGGAAAUGCAAUUCUACGUUAGCAUCUCGACUCAAAGAAGCUGGUAAUGUAUCAACUACCAAUCAAAAAUUGUUGCAACGCUUUUGGAUAAUAAUUGGUACAAAAGGUGCCUUUAAUGGCUGCCGUUUAUCUACUUGGGAUAAAGUAACUGAGGAUGACGAAAUUGGCGGCGCCUGCUAUCAUUGCUGAAUCGGAUUCUCGAAUACGACUCCCCGCUACGUGUAUUCUGUAAUCGUUGAAUGGUUAAAGGUUGGAAUCUCGUAGGAUUGAACAAGACCAAACGGUUAAAACCAUAAAACAUGGCUGACGGCGUGUCGGACGGAAGACCGAUGCCACGAUUUUUUUGUCACAAGUGCAGUGUCGAAAUUGAACGUUUGCUACCCGACUAUACGUGCCCACUCUGUACAUUCGGUUUCAUAGAAGAAUUGGAAUCUAAUGAAAAUGACAGGAGUCCAACUGGGGAUGUUACCGAUCAGGAUUACCUCAAUAUGGCAUUUCUUAAUGCCUUGAGAUAUGCAGGUUCACGGGCACAAGAUGUGGAUAAUGGGACAUUUCAAACAGGAGAAACCAGAAAUGUUAGGCAAAGAAGGGAUCACAGCGAAGCUACGCCUAGACCAAGAAGGGAUCAAGGCGAAGCUAUUCUUACACGCAGAACGCCGCCUGACAGUGCUCCUGAUUUUGUACCGGUAAAUCCUUCGGAACAGAGAACCAACGAAUCAAGAGGUCCAAUUCAUGAUUCACACAAUCGGUCUAGACGGAUGAGACACUUUCAUACAAGUAGGCGCCCUCUAAGACACAGGUGGCUGCGACAAGAAAUGGAUCUAUUUUUUGAAGACUUUAUGUCCGGUCUCACUGGUGUACACUUACGGCUAGAUCAGUCACCUGUGUUUGACAUUAGAGUGCUUUUAUCAAACCCGGCCGAGUAUACAUUUGGCCGAAAUGGAUUGGACACCAUUGUCACACAGUUACUCAAUCAAAUGGAUACAACUGGACCACCACCUUUAUCCCGUACAUUGAUCGAUGAGAUACCAACAACUGCUAUCUCACAAGAUCAAGUUGAUAACAAACUUCAGUGUUCCAUCUGCUGGGAGGAUUUCAUUGUAUCUGAACCAGUACGACAACUUCGCUGCCUUCAUGUCUAUCAUGCACCGUGUAUCGUACCUUGGUUAGAAUUGCAUGGAACGUGUCCGAUUUGUCGACAAAUUCUGGGUGAACACGAUGCCCAAGAAACAGUUGAGGACACAAUCGGCCCAAGUUUAGCUGCACUAUUCAGAGUAGCAGACGAGUCAAAUGAUACUACACCAUCCGCUUCACCGACUUCAGAUGGUUCUAGUACUGGAAAUCGUCAUGAUAUAUAAAAUUUUAAUGCCCAAUUAAUUCACCGUCUCGCCCUUCUAAUCUAACGUAACUAUUAGCACACGACACUUAUAUAUUUUCUGUGAGAUUUUAAGGAUUUCCGUUUGUCAUUCAAGUGAUUUCCGGUUAAAGUUCAUCGGCAUAGUGGACAUAUAUUCCUGUACCGCGUAUCGCUUAUUCAGUCCAAAAGUGAGAAAAGAUAAUAAUCUUUUGUUUGAUUUUGCAACAAAAAAUUUGUUUUUAUUGGUUCUAAAAAGAGAAUUUGGGAAGCCCACAUCUAUAGGACUUCUACAAAUGUGACUACGCGUAAUUGGUCGGUUUAGGCAAAAUGUAUAAGCCUUUUCAGGAUUGCGACAAUGGAUUAGAUGGGUGAUGAUUGAUCGGUUUAUCAUAUAGGAUGCUCAAAUUAUUCUUUAUUUUGCCAGCAGAGGAUCAUUUUCUAUUAAACCAGAUAAAUGGAAAUACAUGUAUAGUCCCAACAUGAUUGCAGUCACUAUUCAUUUAGUGUGACCAGUAGCACAUAAUCUAUUCUAUAGUUUCCUGCUAAUAUAACAUUAUACCAUUGAUGGAAUAAAUUCUGUUCUACAAGUACAAGAUAUACAGUUUCUUAAAUGUAUCUUUUGCCAUUCAUUCUUAUAUUUCAAGAAUCAUUGUGAGGUUGUUAUAUCUUUGCCAAUUGGAAUAAUUGUACAGCAUAAUCUUUAAAAGACUAGGAAUAUUUAUGAGAGAAAGACAUAUUAGUUAACUACCAAUCAUACAUCAUCUAGUACCAUAAUUAAUUCUUUGUACAAAUGAUAAAUCAUUUAGUUGAAGUUCCCUUGUGCUUUAGAAAUUCUAAGAGAAAAAAAUUAAUAUGGAAGAAACAAGUAACUUGUCACGGCUUGUUAAAUGGCACAUGUAAAAUAAUUACAUAACUUAAUUUUAAAUUAUGCCUGCCGAUAAAGCCGAAUAAAAGAGACAAUGUUAAUAUAGUAAUAUGUGAUAUGUAUGUUUUGUUUUUCUUAUAAUUAAUAAAUUAAUUUAAUGUUCACACUGCAAGACACCUCGAAUAAUCCAAAGAUUAGAUCUUUCUUUGCUGCCUGUUUGUAACAGUAAAAGAAAAUAAAAUGUAGCAAAUUAUAGCAGGCAGUUCUGUUUUCAUUCGCAUAAAUUUAUGCAAAGCUCCAACACUCACAAUGUUAUUCAAGUUAUACGAGAAAAAAUACAAAAGAAUGUCAGGAUUAGUCGAUGCCAUUGACGGCAACUUAAUUAUUAAGCGAAUAAAACUGCUGACGAAGCAAUGAAGAUACAAAAUUGGAUAAUCAUAAGAAAAAUAGUUCAUAAAUGUUGUUAAAACUUACAUAAUUUUCGGAAAUAAGUAGUAACUGUGAUGAUCCUGAGAAUAAAAUUGCAUAGCGGUGAAAAUUAUUCAUUUCCGCUUGAUCUUCGGCACUCGCGAAUGUGACGAUAAAAGAAAUGAGUACAAACGACAAAAGAAAUGAAAUCACAGGAAAGCACACCAAGUUUAUGUAUCAAUAUAUAAAUCUGAUGAGAAAGAAAUAUAUUUUGAUUAAUGUGCAACAAUGGAUUGAGACGCCAGGCAAACAAUGUCUUAUGGAUCCGUUCUGAUGUCACAACGGCAUUUGGUCCUAACGGCGUUUUCAAAAGUAUAUCGCGCGCAUCCGAACCGUUAAUUUAAAUAUGCGAAACGAUUCGCCUGUUUAUUAAUAAUACAAAAUAUAUUGUUAAUAGCAAUUCCGCUUUAUAGCCGAUUAAUGUAUAAAUUAGGAAUGUACAAUAAAGAUCAUAUAUAUUUA
Cephus cinctus (wheat stem sawfly) is the source of this 3183-nucleotide messenger RNA. RefSeq names its product E3 ubiquitin-protein ligase RNF126-A (gene Iru). Gene Ontology annotation, cellular component: nucleoplasm; cytoplasm. Gene Ontology annotation, biological process: protein ubiquitination; ubiquitin-dependent protein catabolic process; positive regulation of DNA-templated transcription. The transcript has 9 exons. Lineage: Eukaryota; Metazoa; Arthropoda; Insecta; Hymenoptera; Cephidae. The coding region runs from base 331 to 1389 and encodes 352 amino acids. Gene Ontology annotation, molecular function: ubiquitin protein ligase activity. The record is from RefSeq and is a predicted model, not a curated record.